AUGAAAAUAGUAUUAUCAUUAUUAUUUAUCUUUUUUGUUGCUUCACCAAUACUUAUUCAAGCUGUUGAAUUCAAUUUGACAAGUUGUUGGCCAUUUACCGAUUCAGGUACCACUGCACUCUUAAAUUCACCAAAAAAAGUAUUUGCUCAUUACUUUUCAUUGUUCCCAAUUUCCAUUGAUAAUAAAGUCUCAACAGAUGAUUAUUAUACCAAUAACUUCCUAAAACCAACUGGUGAAGGUGGAAAGCAUUUACAAUAUGGAGGAUUCAUUCGUGAACGUCCACUGCCAAGACCAGUACGUCCAGAUAUGUCUACCUAUCGUGACUUGGAUAUGCAAUUGGAGGUAACUAGAGCUUUGUCGCUUGGACUCGAUGGCUUCACCUACGAUAUGUUGUCAUCUGACGAAACCUCUGAUCAUUGGAAACGUUUGAUUCUCUUGAUGAAGAAUGCUCCAAUUGUAGAUAGUCGUUUCAAAAUUGUGUUGAUGCCAGAUAUGCUUGCCGGUUGGUCCAACACAGCCAAUAUUGCCGAUACUUUUGUACCAAUUAUCAAGAAGCUCUGGGAUAGCCCAUACAACGGCACUCUUCUUCGUGACAGUACCGGAAAAUUGGUAUUAUCACCAUACAGAGCUGACAGCAAGACAGGUGCAUGGUGGCAAAACCAAAUCACCAAGUUCAAUCAAGUUGGUAUUCAAAUUUCCUUUUGGCCAGUAUUCCCAGAUAUCAACCAAAACUAUUUGAAUAACUAUGGUUCAAUUUCAGUUGGACAAUCAGAGUGGGACGGAAACUGUGUUUCAACAGCACCAGGUUUUGUAACAGCAUCGAAUUUCCUUCAUAACAAUGGAAAGAAAUACAUGUCACCAGUCAUGUCACAAAACCAUCGUCCAAAGUCAUACAAGUUCUGGGAAGCCAAUAAUUCCGGUGCUAUUAGAGCUAUGUGGAACAGCGCUAUCGUGUCAGGAGCUGAGUGGAUCCAAAUCAUCACUUGGAACGACUACAGUGAAGGAACCGAAUUGUCACCAUCGACUGGUACCCAGUUCUCAUACUAUGACAUUUCGGCAUACUACUUGCGUUGGUACAAACUCGGACAGGCACCAGUUAUCAACCGUGAUGCUCUCUACUACUUCCACCGUAACUCAUUGUCCACCCAACAACCAGAUCUCACCAAACAGAACAGAACAUUCACCUCCGGAGCAUGUGAUCCAGUAUCGGACAAGGUAGAAGCACUCGUAUUCCUUACCGGUGCAGCCACAGUUGAGAUCAUCCAAAACGGCCAGACCUACAGCACACCAGUCAACGCUGCCGGUAUCACCUCGGUACGAACUCAACUUCUCGCCGGUGCAACUCCAAGAUUCCGUGUUAUUCGUGGUACCAACGUCAUCAUCGAUAUCACCUCUUCCUUCCCAGUUGCCACCUCGGUCGUCUAUCAAGAUCUUCUCUACCGUGGAGGUGGUAGUCUUACCUGUACAAGACCAUCAGUUUAA
Messenger RNA from Heterostelium album PN500, 1482 nucleotides. RefSeq names its product glycoside hydrolase family 71 protein. Gene Ontology annotation, molecular function: glucan endo-1,3-alpha-glucosidase activity. Bases 1 to 1482 code for a protein of 493 amino acids. The transcript is spliced from 3 exons. Lineage: Eukaryota; Evosea; Eumycetozoa; Acytosteliales; Acytosteliaceae. The record is from RefSeq and is a predicted model, not a curated record.